Messenger RNA from Entamoeba dispar SAW760, 697 nucleotides. RefSeq lists its product as uncharacterized. NCBI's taxonomy places the organism in Eukaryota, Evosea, Mastigamoebida, Endamoebidae. The transcript has a single exon. The record is from RefSeq and is a predicted model, not a curated record. The annotation marks the transcript as partial.
AUAUGGUUGUUUUGAUAAAUGUUCAUCAUUAACAUCAAUUAAUAUAGAUAAUUUACAAUUUAUUAGUCAAGAAAGAAUAUUUAUAAAUGAACCAGUGUUAGUUAGUAUUAAAAUACCAGAUAAUCUACAAAUAAUCAAUGGAAAGAAUAUUUUCAAGAAAGAUAUUAAUGAAUUUAUUAUUCCAUCUUCAAUUACUAAAUUAGGAGAUAGAUGUUUUAGUAAAUGUUCAUCAUUAAAAUCAAUUAAUAUACCAUCUUCAAUUACUAAAUUAGGAAAAUGUUGUUUUUAUGAAUGUUCAACAUUAACAUCAAUUAAUAUACCAUCAUCAAUUAAUGAAUUAGGAGAUUGUUGUUUUUAUGAAUGUUUAUCAUUGACAUCAAUCAAUAUACCAUCAUCAAUUAAUGAAUUAGGAGAUGAUUGUUUUAGAUAUUGUGAAUCAUUAAAAUCAAUUAAUAUACCAUCAUCAAUUACUAAAUUAGGAUAUUGUUGUUUUUAUGGAUGUACAUCACUAACAUCAAUAACUAUACCAUCAUCAAUUAUUGAAAUAGGAGAGUGUUGUUUUUAUGGAUGUUAUUUAUUAAAAUCAAUUAAUAUACCUUCAUCAAUUACAUCAUUUGGAAAUUGUUGUUUUUAUGAAUGUGGAUGUGAAGAAGAAUUAAUGAAAAAUAAAAGAAUACCAAGAAAAUGUUUUGAGUAG